GAAGUGGAAAUGCUCUCUUUGCUCAGUGUCACUUUCCACCACACAGCUGUAACCUCAGCUCUCUCCUUCCCAGCACUACCCAGCCGCGGACAGAAUGGAGAACCGGGGCGCGGACGAGGAUCCCAAGGGAGACGUGCCUGUGCAGAACGAGAAGCACCAGCAGCCUCGGGCGGGCCAGGGCUUUGACAUGAUCUACAGGAUCGAGGAUGUGCCCCCCUGGUACCUCUGCAUCUUCCUGGGACUGCAGGUGGAACACGCCGUCUGCCUGGAUGGGUGGAGGGACAGACAGACUAGUCUCACAGGCAGGCGAUUAGACAGACAGAGAGAGAGAGAGGAGUUUAUUUGCCAUACGGACAUGUGCUUUGGGACUUGGAUUCACACUUUCCUCUCUGGAUCUGGUGUCACAGAGUCAGGGAGAGAUCAGGAGAUGCUUUGUUUUUUUUUGGCUUGGCGCAAAUCCACUUUAGUAAAUUCUGGAUAUUUUGACCACAGCUGUAUCUGUAGUAGAGUUAAUCUGCAGCGAUAUUCUGAGCCAUACAACAAAGCUCAGGAACUCCCGGAACGUGCCCUUUCAGUUUCUAGCAGGAGGAGUAAAUUCCUUUUUGCUGCAAUAUAUCACAGUCAAAUGCGUGCCGAGGCUGGGCGUGUCUGGUCCUCUCUUUGUGACCUGUGCUGUGUUUCAGAGGAGAUCUACGGGGACUGGAGCUUGCCCCUGAAUACCUCCCACAUCUGGCAUCCAAGGAUACGAGAGAUCCAGGGGGCGAUCAUCGUGUCCAGCCUGGUGGAGGUGCUCAUUGGCUGUCUCGGGGUUCCAGGCCUCCUGCUCCGCUACAUCGGGCCUCUGACCGUGACGCCCACCGUGUCCCUCAUCGGCCUGUCGGUGUUCCAGGCAGCGGGGGACAGAGCCGGCUCUCACUGGGGCCUCUCCCUGCUGUCCAUCUUCCUGAUCGUGCUGUUCGCUCAGUACCUGCGGAACGCUCAGUUCCCAGUGCCCACCUACGACAGGCAGAAGGGCUGCACCACAGUCAAGAUCCAGAUCUUCAAAAUGUUCCCGGUAAGGUCAGCUUCUGCUUCUUGUUCAUCGGAGUAUUGCAGACAGGCUUCCUCUUUUCUGACAUUAGUUAAAUAUUUUCCAUGCCCAGAAAUUGUCAGACUGAAAAAAUGCUUUAUUAACUGGGGGACAGCUGGGACUCUGGCCAGCUGGUGGGACCCCUGUGGCUCUCAGUUAAUUGGGAGUAAGAUAAGGUUAGAGACCCUGGUGGGCAGCAGGAGAGUGGUUCAGUAUGGGGCAGGAAUCAUGUUCAUCUUGGGGACAGUGGGCAAGUUCACAGCCCUGUUUGCUUCCUUGCCUGACCCCAUUCUAGGAGGGAUGUUCUGCACUUUGUUUGGAAUGAUAACAGCUGUAGGGCUCUCCAAUCUGCAGACUGUGGACUUGAAUUCCUCUCGCAACCUGUUUGUCCUGGGAUUCUCCAUGUUCUUUGGAUUGACUUUGCCAAAUUACUUGGACACGCACCCCAAUGCCAUAAGGACUGGCGUACCAGAGAUUGAUCAAGUCCUGACAGUUUUGUUGACAACAGAGAUGUUUGUGGGGGGAUUUCUGGCCUUCAUCUUGGACAACACUAUUCCAGGCUCCAGGAAAGAGCGAGGCCUGCUGGACUGGACAGAGGGCGUCCACUCCAGCAGCGACCAGUGCGCGGGACUCCAGACCUACGACUUCCCGAUCGGAAUGAGCUGUGUGAGGAGCAUGGAGUGCCUGGGGCGCAUCCCGAUCUUUCCCACCUUCCAGGGCUUCCGCAGCAGACGGAGGCCCGCUAGGGAGGCUGCGGAGGACGUCAAGCAGAAUGGAGACAGUGCGGUCGCCUGUACGAAAGUAUAGCCUCUCUCUGACACCUUCAAGCACGGCUCUUUCCGCAGCCGGAGGUGGGCGUGCUCCGGAGUCUCCUCCUGCGUGGACAGGGAGGGGCAGACCGAUGGCCCAGCCUCGGUGCCGAGGAGGACUCCUGCAUGGGGGUGUGUGACCCCAGCGUCCGCCUGCCCCGCUGCGCCCGGGGCGCAGGUCAGCGAGGACCCCCACAGUCCAGGUCACCCCCCGCCGUGUGACGAAGCCCAGAGUCAUCAAUAAAAAACAAACACUUCAAA
Lepisosteus oculatus (spotted gar) is the source of this 2139-nucleotide messenger RNA. Lineage: Eukaryota; Metazoa; Chordata; Actinopteri; Semionotiformes; Lepisosteidae. The record is from RefSeq and is a predicted model, not a curated record.